CCGGACCCAACGCGCCGAGAGCCACGCCGAGACCUGCGGGGGGUGAGGCAAUGGGCAGCCCUGAAGACGACUUGAUUGGGAUCCCUUUCCCAGAGCACAGCAGCGAGCUCCUGGGACGCCUGAACGAGCAACGUCGGCGGGGGGUACUGUGCGACGUGACCCUGCGGACUCAGGGUUCAGAGUACCGGACCCACCGAGCCGUGCUGGCCGCCUCCAGCCGCUACUUCCAGCGGCUCUUCGCGGGGCCAGGCAUGGGGGUGUGCGAGCUGGAUUUCGUGGGGGCUGAGGCUCUGGGGGCCCUCCUGGACUUCGCCUACACCGCCACGUUGACCAUCAGCACGGGAAGCCUCGGCGAGGUGUUGCGCGCGGCACGCCUCCUCGAGAUCCCUUGCGUCAUCGCGGCCUGCGUGGAGAUCUUGCAAGGCAACGGUUUGGAAGCCCCCGUUCCCGACGACGCUGCCCGGGAACGUGCCCGCCGCUAUCUGGAGGCCUUCGCCACCCUGCCCAACGCCGAAGGGGACUUGGCCGAGCCCCCGGCCUGCCCGGCCCCCCGCCGCAGCAAGAAAACCCGCAAGUUUCUGCAGACCAAAGGUUCCCGCCUCAACAACCACGUUGUGGAGCCGUCUUCUUCUCCGUCCCCUUCCUCAACCGGGACGCAGGGGCGCCCCAGCCCCCCCAGCCAGGCUUCUCCCGCGCCGGCCUUUGGCCUCCCCCGAGAGGAUGAGGAAGAGGGACUCCAACCUUCUCGUACCUAUCCUUACCCAUACAGCCGGGGCCUCUCGCCCGAGGAUAUGGGUUCCGACGAAGAACCCGUCGACCCCAACAUCAUGAACUGCAUGCGGGCACUGAACACGGACGGGCUGACUCCGGGUCUCGAUGCCCCUGACAAGCUGGUGCGCAAGCGCCGCUCACAGAUGCCGCAGGAGUGUCCCGUCUGCCACAAGGUUAUCCACGGUGCUGGCAAGUUACCCCGCCACAUGCGCACCCACACCGGGGAGAAGCCGUUCGCCUGUGAGGUCUGCGGGGUCCGCUUCACUCGGAACGACAAGCUGAAGAUCCACAUGCGGAAACACACGGGCGAGCGCCCCUACUCCUGCCCGCACUGCCCGGCUCGCUUCCUGCACAGCUACGACCUGAAGAACCACCUCCACCUGCACACGGGCGCCCGCCCCUACGAGUGCUGCCUUUGCCACAAGGCCUUCGCCAAGGACGACCACCUCCAGCGCCACCUCAAGGGCCAGAACUGCCUGGAGGUGCGGACGAGGCGCCGGCGUCGGGCCGGCGACCACGAGUCCGAGUCCCUGCCCGCCGCCGGGACGCCCCCGCCCUCCGGCGACCUCGAGUUGACCAACGGGCAGAUCGAGGGGCUGCUCUCGCUCGCCCGCUACUGGGACCAGGACCGGGCCCACCGGGGCCCGUCUCCUGUCCCCAAAGAAGAGGAAGAAGAGGAGGACGAGGAUGAAGAGGAAGAAGGUGGUGUGGAGAAGAUGCAGACCGACAGGCCAGCAGCAAUAGAAAUGGCGUGAGGCCUGGGCCUAGGCCUCGAGCCUGCCUUGCUUGGACAGUUGCCGUGGUGAUUCUGUAAAGACUCCGCCAUCGACUAGAUGCACUAUCCCCCCCC
This is a messenger RNA of Gekko japonicus, 1621 nucleotides long. It is a transcript of the gene ZBTB7B, whose product is annotated as zinc finger and BTB domain containing 7B. The record is from RefSeq and is a predicted model, not a curated record. Bases 51 to 1526 code for a protein of 491 amino acids. The transcript has 3 exons. Gene Ontology annotation, biological process: regulation of transcription by RNA polymerase II; positive regulation of gene expression. NCBI's taxonomy places the organism in Eukaryota, Metazoa, Chordata, Lepidosauria, Squamata, Gekkonidae. Gene Ontology annotation, molecular function: RNA polymerase II cis-regulatory region sequence-specific DNA binding; DNA-binding transcription factor activity, RNA polymerase II-specific; protein binding.